GCUGCAUUUUAACCUGAAACAUAAUAUGAGAGAAAGUGCCCUCUGCCAGCAUGUGCUACUUUGCAGUGGGGAAAAAAAAGAGACGCCUGUCUAUUGUUGAGGUGCCUAUUUGCCAGUAGGGGUGAUCAUCAUUUUUGCGUGUAGAAACAGCGUCGUCCUUCCCCCCACCGCCUCUUUUUUUAACUUCUAGCAGAAGUGCGGAUGUGAGUUGCAUAUUGAUACGGAACAGGCCGCCAGUUUUUUUUCCUCUUAGCAAUGCGUGCUUAGGCAAUGAUCAUUUUGUGGAGCUAUGAAUCCAGAGGAGCAGACUGUAACGUGGUUGAUAUCACUAGGAGUGCUCAGCUCGCCUAAAAAGAACAUAGCAGACCCGGAGGAGUUUUUGAAAACAUCGCUGAAGGAUGGGGUCGUCCUGUGCAAGCUCACGGAGCGGCUCAUACCUGGCUUCACUCCCAAGUAUUGCCAGGAUCCGAGAACUGAAGCCGACUGCAUUACCAACAUCAAGGAGUUUUUAAGAGGAUGCUCGUCCUUGAAAGUGGAGGGGUUUGAACCAGAGUGGUUAUACACUGGCGAGAAUUUUGGCAAGGUGCUGACCACUUUGCUGGCAGUCAACUUUGCCACACAAGACUGUGCUGCUGAGAGGUCAUGUUCGCAGUCUGGUGCCCACUCCCCUAGUCAGUCGACAUCUUCACACACACUCUCCUCUGCCAAAUCCAAAGGCUCUCUGCGUAGGCAAUCCAAAUCAGUGGAGAUGUCUGAGAACGGCGGAGGCGGGCAGCUGAUGGUGAAGGCCCGCUUCAACUUCAAGCAGAACAAUGAGGACGAGCUGUCGUUUAAUAAAGGUGACGUGAUUCAAGUGGCGCGACAAGAGGAGGGAGGAUGGUGGGAGGGCACGCUCAACGGCAAGACAGGCUGGUUCCCCAGUAACUACGUGCGGGAGAUCAAACCUUGUGAGAAGCCAGUGUCUCCUAAAGGAACUCAGCUGACCAAGAACUACUACAGUGUGGUGGUACAGGACAUCUUGGAACAUGAGCGGGAGUUUGUCAAAGAAUUACAAACAGUGCUGAGUUGUUACCUACGACCACUGCAAGCCAGCGACAAAGUGAGCAGUGCAGACAGCGCCACCCUGUGUGGAAACCUGGAGGAGAUACUCACCUUCCAGCAGGGACUGUGUGUGGCUUUGGAGGACUGUACCAAAGUCCCAGAGGGCCAGCAGAGAGUGGGGGGCUGCUAUUUAAACCAGAUGUGUCAGAUCAAGACUCUGUACCUGGCUUACUGUUCCAGCCAUCCUUCAGCUGUUUGCAUCCUCACCGACCACAGCGAGGAACUGGACAAGUUCAUGGAGAGCCAGGGAGCCAGUGCUCCAGGGAUCCUGACCCUAACCACCAGUCUCAGUAAGCCCUUCAUGAGGCUUGACAAAUACCCCACGCUGCUGCAGGAGCUGGAGAGACAUGUGGAGGAAGCCCACCCAGACUAUACUGACAUUGUAAAGGCAACAGCAGCAUUUAGGAGCCUAGUGACGCAGUGCCAAGAGCUGCGGAAGCGAAAGAACCUGGAGCUCCAGAUCUUGUCGGAGCCUGUGCGGGGCUGGGAGGGAGACAGCAUGAAGAGCCUGGGUCAUGUGACAUACAUGUCCCAGGUCCAUGUGAAAAAUGGCUCCAGUGAGGAAAAAGAGGAGCGCUAUCUAAUGCUUUUCCCUAAUGUGAUAGUCAUGCUCUCCGCCAGUCCCCGGAUGAGUGGCUUUAUUUAUCAGGGAAGACUGCCACUGACAGGCACCACAGUAACAAGACAUGCGGAGGAUGCAGACAGCGGCCACUACGCCUUUGAUAUCACAGGAAGCAUGAUCGAUCGCAUCACAGUGUUCUGCAGCACUGCCCAGGACUUACAAGAGUGGCUAGAGCACCUUCAGCCCUUUACCAAAGGAGGCAGCCCUGCAGGCACCAUCUCAAAGACGGUAGAAGGCAAGUCGCUGAGCAUGGUCGGCACCCCCACCCACCUGUCCCACCUGGGCAGCCUCAGCGCCGUCAGUCGCGGCCCCCUGGAGCCGCCAAAGAUCAGCAAGCCCUGGUCUCUCAGCUGUCUGCGUCCAGCGCCUCCCCUCAAACCCUCUGCUGCGCUGGGAUACAAAGAGAGGAUGUCUUAUAUCAUGAAGGACUCCAGCAAGAGCCCGCGGCCGAUGAAAAAGUUCCUGCCAGGCAACAGGAAGAAAGAGCGGAAGCCCUCUGAUGACGAGAUUCAAACAAGGAAAAGCACGGUCGCUCUGGAGGAGGACGCUCAAAUACUGAGGGUGAUUGAGGCGUACUGUACAGGAGCCAGCCUGCACCAGACCAGCACAGGUGUGCGUUUAUCGGUGCGGAAAGAGUGUGUCCCUCAGGUGCUUCUGCCAGAGGAAGAGAAGAUCAUCGUGGAGGAGAUGAAGAGCAACGGGCAGACAGUUAUUGAGGAAAAGAGUCUGGUUGAUGCUGUGUAUGCUUUAAAGGAUGAGGUUCAUGAACUAAAAAAGGAGAAUAAGUGGAUGAAGCAGUUCCUGGAGGAGGAGCAGAAGUCUCGCAAAGAGCUGGAGAGAGUGGUUCGAAAACUGGCCAAGCAGAAGAACGAUUGUGCUUGGGAUGACAGCAGCCACUGAGCACAUCCGCACAAUCAUCCUCAUCCUAGCAUGGCUGUGUGCGUAUGGCUACAUUUCUGUAUUCAUGCUUGCGGAGGGUCAGGCGUGUGUGUGUGUGUUUGUGUAUCUUGUCUAUGUUGCGUCUCCAUAUUUCAAUCACACACAGCAGAGUCGAACUCCCUCACUGACGACGACAACGACGACGACGACACUUGGAGUUUGUUAGCUUCAAGCGCUGGAGCUUCAUGUGACGUUUCUGAUGAAAUCUAAUCUGUCUUCCUGAUCCAGACCACGGAUACGCUUCGUCAUGAAGCAGCUCAGCUAAACCCAGACUGAUAAAGUGGGAUGUUUCAAACAUACUGCCUCUUGGCGACUGGCACUGUGAACACUCCCCCCAGCAAAUGGACAUAAACGAGUUCUCCGCUGCUUCUUGUGCUUCAGUUGGAAAUAGAAAAGGACGAAGCCAUCGAGUCCGAUAGGUGUUCUCUUUGCAUGCAUUUCUGUUACAAAGGGGACUGAUUUCCUUCUCUCUGCAUUUUUGUCAUUGUCGUAUUUUAUUUGUCACACGGACACCCAGUGGGGAUUCAUUGUGCUUUCAUGUGCAUUUUGUACCAUUCUAGACAUUCACAUCACAGGUUUCCUGGCUGUUUUGUUGGUGUUAAGGCAAAUCAAACAGGUUAGCUCCUCAUGCUACAUUCAGUUGUUUCCAAAUGCAGCCCUCGACUGUAUAUUUAAAAACUGCAUGAAUGUACAGUGUUUCUACGGUAUGAAUUCUGCAUCAGAAAUGUGAUAAUCAAGAUAUAUAGUCCAAAGCUAUCAGGGAUGCAGCUGCGUAAUAGAAUAGAAAAGGCUUAACUAUGUAUGAUUUAUAUACAAGAGUACGCAAAUAAUGACACAGACGUCACCUCUACUCUUCUUACUAAAAUAUAUUCAAGUAUAAUUUUAACAUAUUAUUGACAUAGCCUUGCGUUAUUUUGGAUUUUUUUUUUUUUUUUUUUUUAAAUAUUCUUUAUUUAUUGUUCACCCAAGCAUUUAAUUGUGGUGUUAGCCUUAUAGAUAUCGUUUUGCUGCCUUUACAUCUGUCUUGAAUUUGGUAAACUUCACUGAUGUGUAAAGGCAGAAAAAUAAUCCUCAUUUUGGCCAAGGGAAAGUAGACUUUUUUUUUUU
Epinephelus fuscoguttatus (brown-marbled grouper) is the source of this 3769-nucleotide messenger RNA. RefSeq names its product Rac/Cdc42 guanine nucleotide exchange factor (GEF) 6 (gene arhgef6). Bases 290 to 2623 code for a protein of 777 amino acids. NCBI's taxonomy places the organism in Eukaryota, Metazoa, Chordata, Actinopteri, Perciformes, Serranidae. The transcript is spliced from 22 exons. Gene Ontology annotation, molecular function: protein binding; guanyl-nucleotide exchange factor activity. The record is from RefSeq and is a predicted model, not a curated record.